CACCAGCACCGUCACGGUGGUCACCGCCAUUCGCAUGGCGGCCACGGACAUGGCCAUCACAGGCAUGGGCACGGCCACCACGGUCAUGCCCAUGGCGGCCACGGAGCGCAUGGCCACAACCACGGUCACCAUGGUCACUCGCACGGUCAUGGCCACAGCCAUGGUCACCACCACGCGCACGACCACAACAUCAACCUGCGCUCGGCGCUGCUGCACGUGCUGGGCGACCUGCUGCAGAGCAUCGGGGUGGCGGCGGCGGGGGCGCUCAUCUGGUGGAAGCAGGACGACACGCGCUGGCAGCUGGCGGACCCCAUCUGCACCUUCCUGUUCGCGGUGCUGGUGCUGCUGACCACGCGCACUAUCAUCAUCGACAUCAUGCACACCCUCAUGGAGCGCACCCCGCUGCACGUCAACAUGGCGGCGGUCACGGAGGCCAUGUCGCUGAUGGACGGCAUCCUCGACGUGCACGACCUGCACGUGUGGAACCUCUCUAUGGGCCUGCCCAUCCUGACCGCACACAUGCACAUCGCCCGCACUGCGGAUGCAGAGGUGGUGCUGCGCGCACUGGAGGCCUAUGUGCGCGGCACGCUGGGCAUCCAGCACUCCACCAUUCAGAUCUGCAACUACCAGG
Molecule: messenger RNA, 631 nt
Organism: Astrephomene gubernaculifera
Lineage: Eukaryota; Viridiplantae; Chlorophyta; Chlorophyceae; Chlamydomonadales; Astrephomenaceae
Source: the annotation of a GenBank genome assembly